Molecule: messenger RNA, 2397 nt
Organism: Condylostylus longicornis
Lineage: Eukaryota; Metazoa; Arthropoda; Insecta; Diptera; Dolichopodidae
Exons: 9
Coding region: 1-2397 (798 amino acids)
Cellular component (GO): membrane
Molecular function (GO): calcium ion binding
Source: RefSeq, a predicted model, not a curated record
AUGAGGCAACAUCUAAAAAUAAGUGCGUCCAAUAAUAUUUAUUUAAAUAGCCAACAAGCACGAUAUGCUAAUGAAGCCAAGUAUUUAGACAUGUAUCUGGCUGCUAAACUUAGGUGGAAGGUACAUGUUAAGAAGAAAAAACAGGAAUUAAACAUGUUACUGCAGAUUAUAAAACCAGUUUGUCUAUAUCGCCCAGAUCUGACGAUAUUGUUAUUUACACCACAGAUUGCUAUUAAUAGUUUGAAAAAUUUUGUCUUUUUAGAAAUUUGUCCAAGAGAAGGGUUAGAAUGUGAUAUUUCACAGAAAGCCAAAUUUUGUCAGCUACCAGAUGAAGUCCCACUCGACAAGGAUGGCGACAUAAUAGCAUUUAAAAUGAAUAACUUUAUGAGUUUGAAAAAGAUUCUCACAAUAGGUUUAAAUAAUAACAACAAGUUGUAUGUAAAUGGAUUGUAUGAUGACGAUAAAAAGGAAUUCAAAUUGUUUACAACAGAUGCUUAUAAGAAUUAUACGCUGACUGAAACACAAACUGAUUUUUCAUUACAAGCUUAUUUUAAGUGUGACGGGAAUGGAAUUGCAUUCGAGUCAAUAUAUACGUUCAAUGUAAAAAUUAGUCAAACAAAUCUUUUUCCGCCGCAAUUUUCACAAGAGGAAUAUGAAAAACAAAUUUCUUUACCAUUAAUCAAAGGUUUUGGUUGCAUUUUUUCGAAGGUUGUAAAAGCAACUGAUCAUGAUAUUAAAUAUAAUAAAAUCACGUUCUCGUCAGAUAAUGAAUAUUUGGAAGUAGGCACAGAAGUGGAAACGGCUGAUAAUGGUCAUACAUAUUUUGCUGCAAUCAGUAUAAAAAAAGCUAUUACAGAAAUUAAUGAAACAUUUGUCAUAGAAAUUGAAGCAAAGGAUAAUGGCAAUCCCCCGUUGUCAUCAAAAACUAAAUUAAAAUUAAUUGCUGAUAAACAAAAAAGUUUACCAAUGCAACCACGUUUUACGAAUGCAAUUUAUGAAACAAAUCUAACGAAACCAGAAGAUUUACAAAUUAAUGCUGAAUUAGAUUUAACUACAUAUGAUGAAACAAUUGUAUUUAAUGUUACUGAUCGUGACUCUGAGCUUUUUACUAUUAAUAGAGAGUCUAACAAAAUAAAUAUUCGAUUAAAAGAUAAUAAAGUCGAUGAUGAAUAUGUUAAAGAAAGAUCAUAUUUAUCUUUCAUACUUAACGCACACAAUCCCAAAUUACAAAUUCCAGGACAAACAGCCAUUGUUGUUGGAAUACCAAAAAAUGCGGAAGAUAUAAAGAAAAUAUAUUUUGAAAAAGAUCUUUACAGAGGAGAAAUUAAUUUAAUUUUAAAAGAUGAUGCAAAUUGGGAUGGUAAAUAUUACCUCCAUAUCAGUAUAUUAGCCAAAAUGGAUGAAAUUAUAAAAUCAUCCACAAAUGUUAUAAUUGAUGUGCCAGUUAAUAAAAAAGAUUUCAGAUUCGAGAAACCAUUAUUUGAAGGUCAAAUAAAUCAAACAAAUCAAUUGGAAAAACUUCAAAUUAAAUUUGUCGACAAUGAGAAUUUAAAUGAAAUUUUUUUUCAAAUAUUAGGCGAAAAUUCAAAUUAUUUUACAAUAGAAAUUUUUGAAAAUUUUGCUGAACUGAAAUUAAAAGAAUCUGAAUUACCAGCAGAAUGGUCUAAAAAAAAAUUUCUAUCAUUUCAAAUUGAAGCACGUAAGCACAGUUAUGAUGCAAUUUACUGUGGCAUUUUGGUAAAUUUACCAAAUAAAUUACAAUUGCCACAAUUUCCUGAGAUAUUAUAUAAAGGAAAAAUCAUAUCAAAAAAAGAAAUUGAGGAACUAGAAAUUCCUGUACAUAAUUUAGGAUCAAGAUUUGGUUUAUCAGGUCAUAAUAGUUUUACAAUUGAUCAACGUGAUGGUAUUAUCAAAAUUAUGUUAGCUGGUGAACUAAGUGAUGAGGAUUUACAAUUAAAUUACAUUGCAUUAACUUUAACAGCGAUUUUUGAUGAGAUCGAUGGUGGUAAAAGUUCAACAACUAUUAUUUUAUCAACACCACCUUUAAAAUUACCACCCGAAACAUCAACUUCAAAACCAACAACCACAUCAACAACUGACGGUUCUACUGCUGCUACUACUACUACUUCAGAAAAUCCGGAACCUGAAAAAGUACCAAAGUUCGAGAAAGGUACAUAUAGGUUUUCAAUAAAAGCAGAUUUUGUUGGAAUUUUUGGAUCGGUCAAAGCUAUACUUGAAGAGGAAUCUUCAAGAAUAAUUGAAUAUUCAACUGCUAAUGUAGACGAUGAACUUAAAACUAGAUUGCUUUUGUAUGAUGACGGUCGUUUAGGAGUAAGUUCCACAACACCUCCAGGAACUUAUGUUUUUGAAUUUGCGGUGAUGAAGGAGCAAAAGUAG